UAUCAUCUCCAGAAAAUCGUUAGCCCGUGCGUGCCGUCGCUUCCAAAAAGUUUCUGCUUCUCACUCUCCAGGGGGUCAAUCUCUACUCAGAAAAAAAAAACGCAGAAUUUAGAACCACGUUGUGAACUCCGUUUGUUUUUGUUUUUUUCUGCACCCCCACAAUUACUCAGAAGCUAUUACCCAUCUUCAUGAAUCUCAACACCAACCAUUUUAACUUCCAUAACUAAAUCUUCUAGCACCAAACAAAAAAAGUUCCAUUUUUCACCUCAUUUUUUGGUCUCUAAUGGCUUCUUCAGCUCUAUCACUAUCAUCCCCAUUCUGUUUCACACCAAAACCCCAUCAAAGAAUUUCAAUUUUCAACCCUCAUUCUCUAAUCUUAAACCCCAGACCAUCUCUUAAACCCAAAACCCCACUAACCCUUCAUUACGGUUCUCCUCAUUUGACACAUUCUUUUGCAAAACUAGCUCCCACCCAAAUCAAAGCUACUUCUAAGGAGGGUUUGGAUGCUAUCGAUGAGCCUGAAAGACUGGUUUUUUAUGAAGAAAAGCCGGUUAAAUUUGCUCUCUGGGUGGUUUUCUGGACUUCUUUGUCUUUGGCUUGGUUUGCUUACUCUAAGGAUGCUAAUGCUGCUGCUGUUGAUUCUAUUAAAGCUUCUGGAUUUGGGUUGAAGAUUGCUGAUUCGUUGAGGAGAUUGGGUUUGCCUGAUUGGGUUGUUGUGUUUAUAAUUGCUGCUCUUCCUGUUCUAGAGCUUCGUGGGGCUAUACCUGUUGGUUAUUGGUUGCAACUCAAUCCUACAACCUUGACUGUGGUAUCCAUUCUUGGGAACAUGGUACCUGUGCCAUUCAUCAUACUCUACUUGAAAAGGUUUGCAUCAUUCGUCGCUUCAACAAGCCCUUCUGCAUCACGAUUCCUCGACAUUCUGUUCAAGAAUGCCAAAGCAAAAGCCGGACCAGUGGAGGAGUUUCAGUGGCUUGGUCUGAUGCUGUUUGUGGCUGUCCCAUUUCCCGGAACAGGAGCAUGGUCAGGAGCCAUUAUAGCGUCGAUUCUCGAUAUGCCGUUUUGGACUGGCGUAUCUGCAAAUUUCUUUGGUGUUGUAUUUGCCGGGCUGCUCGUAAAUUUUCUAGUGAACCUUGGUCUGAACUAUGCCAUCAUUACCGGUAUAAUCCUUUUCUUUGUUUCCACAUUCAUGUGGACCAUCCUUAGAAAUCUUAAAAAAGGUCUGAACUCGUCGAGUUGAGGCCUUAAAAUGUUGUAGACUCUUAGUUUUCUUUAUCAGUGCAAAGAAAGCUGUUAGAAGUUUUCUUA
Molecule: messenger RNA, 1305 nt
Organism: Vicia villosa (hairy vetch)
Lineage: Eukaryota; Viridiplantae; Streptophyta; Magnoliopsida; Fabales; Fabaceae
Exons: 2
Coding region: 284-1237 (317 amino acids)
Cellular component (GO): chloroplast
Source: RefSeq, a predicted model, not a curated record